CUUUGGCUCUUUCCACACAGCUCCCUCUAAAUUUCAAAGCAUAUCCAUUCCUUUUGGCAUCCUAUAUAAACACAAUCCGAUCUCAUCAACUAUUCACAUCAUUCAUCUUGUUAAUCAAACAAAACACUUGAUUAAAAACAUUACUUGUUUCUGAUUAAACAAAAACUUUCAAUCAAUGGCUUCUUCUUCUACAUCUACUUCUUUCGUUUUGUGUUUCCUUUUAUUUGUUUGUCUCUUCCAUUUCUCUUCAGCUACCGGUAGAAAACUCAAUGAGUUAGUCCAAGACCCACCUGCUGUGCCGUUACUAUACCACAACGGCCCACUUCUUUCUAGUCAGACUUCUGUUAAUCUCAUCUGGUACGGCAAUUUCAAACCUGCCCAAAGAGCUAUAAUCUCUGAUUUCUUCAAUUCUCUUUACACCACACCUAAAAGUACUCAAUCUCCUUCGGUUUCGAUGUGGUGGAAAAAGAUAGAAAAGUACUACAAUCUUCCAAAUUCCUCUAGGAAAACCACUUCUUUGGUUUUGAAAUCUGGGAGACAAAUCUUGGAUGAGAAAUAUUCAUUGGGUAAAUCUCUGAGUAACAAGAAAAUUGUCAGAUUAGCAUCAAGAGGUGAACAGGGUAACGCAAUUAAUGUUGUGUUGACUUCAGCUGAUGUAACUGUUGACGGGUUCUGUUCAAGUAGAUGUGGUACUCAUGGUUCUUCAUAUUCAUCUUCAAAGAAAUCUAAAUUUGCAUACAUUUGGGUUGGAAACUCUGAGAUUCAAUGUCCUGGUCAAUGCGCUUGGCCUUUUCACCAACCGAUUUAUGGACCUCAGGGUUCACCAUUAGUUGCACCAAACAAUGAUGUUGGUAUUGACGGUAUGGUCAUCAAUCUUGCUAGUUUAUUAGCUGGUACUGCGACAAAUCCAUUCGGAAAUGGGUAUUAUCAAGGACCAGCUGGAGGCUCGUUAGAAGUCGCUUCGGCUUGUACUGGGAUAUACGGAAAAGGAGCUUACCCUGGUUAUCCAGGAAAUUUGCUGGUUGAUCCAAGUACGCGUGCAAGUUAUAACGCGAAUGGAGCUAAAGGAAGAAAGUACUUGUUGCCUGCAUUAUUUGAUCACUUUACUUCCACUUGUUCUACUUUAGUGUAAAACAAGUGGUGGUAUGAAGUAUGAACUUGAAAGUAAUUUCAUACAACCUUCGAGAAGAGAGCAGAACAAAGGAUGUUAAUCUGAUACAGUGUGUUAACUUGUAUAUAUAAUGUACUUCAUUCUAUUUGAAUAUAUGUAGUAUUGAAAUUUGCGAAA
Molecule: messenger RNA, 1288 nt
Organism: Papaver somniferum (opium poppy)
Lineage: Eukaryota; Viridiplantae; Streptophyta; Magnoliopsida; Ranunculales; Papaveraceae
Product: protein EXORDIUM-like
Exons: 1
Coding region: 176-1132 (318 amino acids)
Source: RefSeq, a predicted model, not a curated record